Molecule: messenger RNA, 4315 nt
Organism: Helobdella robusta
Lineage: Eukaryota; Metazoa; Annelida; Clitellata; Rhynchobdellida; Glossiphoniidae
Exons: 24
Coding region: 1-4242 (1413 amino acids)
Biological process (GO): establishment of spindle orientation; cortical actin cytoskeleton organization; regulation of protein secretion
Cellular component (GO): cortical actin cytoskeleton; cytoplasm; plasma membrane
Molecular function (GO): GTPase activator activity; myosin II binding; syntaxin binding
Source: RefSeq, a predicted model, not a curated record
AUGAAUAGCAUGCUGAGGAGGUUGAGGCUGAAGAAAGAAAAGAAAGAAAGUGAAGCUAGGCAGAAAUUGAAGAAGGAACUAUUUGCUGUCAACAAGGGGCCCAAUUUUGGCUUUCCAUCAAAGCCAACCUGCCUAACUUAUGAUCCUUUGUUGAGUUUGAUUGCCAUCGGAACAAAAACUGGAAAGAUAAGAGUGUACGGUUCACCUGGAGUUGAGUUGUCUGGUCAGUUUGACAGGUGUAUCAGUGUGGAAGGCCUCAAGUUCGUCAGUGGGCAGGCUAGGUUGGUAGCACUGACAUCUGACAACAGGCUCUCCAUCUGGGAGAUUGAUGUUAAUGUGGAAGACACGCAGAUCAAAUGUCUUCAUAUCUUAUCUCUCAAGGAUUGCAAAUUAGAUGAUGCAUUCAAUUUUGAGAUAUCUCCAAGCGGCAAUAACGUGAUGCUGGUUGGUCGCAGUGGAUGCAUGCAGAUGUUGAAGUUCUUGAUAGGUUUCAACUCAGGUCUCAUCGCAAUGUGGGAUUGUUCUAAGUGGAGGACGGUCUUUCAUAUCCGUGCUUCUGUGGCAAUGGAGCAAGUAAGCUUCUCGCCAGAUGGCCUGGAGAUGAUAAGCUGUCAUGUGGACGGUAGCUACGUGGUCUGGCAAUGUAUUAGCACAGCAGCAGCUGCGACAGCAACUACUUCUGCUACAACCACUACUACUACUGCUGCCACUGCUUCUACAACCCAACAGCAGCAAAAUGAACAACCAACAUGUCCAUAUGGACCUUUCCCAUGCAAGGCAAUCCAUUCAGCCAGGUGGCUGCCUGUGAGAAGCGGGGACACGUUCGUAAUAUUCACCGGAGGGAUGCCGAAGGCAGGUCACCAGGACAAAAAUACCAUCAGCGUCAUGAACAACAGUUAUGAUCACGUGGUCUUCGAUAUGACGUCACGCAUCAUCGAUUACGUCAUCAUCUGCAGUGGUUGUCGUGCUGCUAAUGGUAGUAAUUCCAAUGACGACGAUGACGAUAGCGAUGAUGAAGAAACAUUCGCCCUUGUAAUACUGACCGAAGAGGAAAUAGUAUUGAUUGACCUACUUUCAUGUAAUUGGCCGACGUUUGACUUACCCUACUUACACUGCAUCCAAUCAAAUCCCAUCCUGUGUUCUCAUUAUUCGUCCAACGUUAAGGAAGUUAUAUUGGAUUCUCUGCAUGAAUAUGAACAGUUUAAAAUCAGGGCCUCUCCAUUUAUUUCCUCUAGGCCCUGGCCAUUAUCUGGGGGUCUGAAAGUUGGGGAGCAUGGCAGAAGAGGUCUUCUUAUGUUUGGACACGAAAACGGUUCAGUAAGUCUGUGGUGCCAUGGCAAGGCGGAUGGCCUCUUGAGGAAGAUCUACACGCUGGACACUUCGAAGUAUUUCACACUCAGCAGCAGCAGAAGUUACAACAACAAUAACAAAAUCAACAGCAACAAUCAGAACGGUGAUGACGAUGAAGACGACGACGAUGAUGGCGAUGAUGAUGAUGAUGAUGUGGCUGAUUCUAAAAAGAAGGCAGAUGGGUUUUCUAAGAAGAGAGUUGAGGAUGAUGAUCAGGACUGGCCGCCAUUUCGAAAAGUUGGGGUGUUCGACGCAUUUUGUGACGAGCCGCAGUUUGGCAUACAGCACGUCUCCUCACACAACCAGGGAAGCACGCUGAUAUGCACUGGGAAUGCUGGCCAGAUUAUGAUUUUUGAGUAUUUUGAUAGGUCAAUAGCAUCUAAGGGAAAAAAUGAAAAAAAAGUUGCGCUAGAUGAUGCUGCUGCUGCUGUUGUUGUUCAGACAUCAACACUGGACAUAGUGGAAGAGAGUAGCGGUUACUCGUGGACGGGUCACGCCCCCAUGACCUUCAGAGGUUCAUGGUCGAAGUUCAUGAGAAAUGUCGAGUUAGGGUACCGCCUGACUAAUUUGAUACAACUAAAUCCGCCUGUUCCAACUACUUCUCUGGCCUAUCAUAGCAAAACAAAAUUGUUGUCAGUGGGGACCAUGUAUGGGUACGCUGUGUUCGAUCUGCUGCAAAAUAAAUCUAUCUUGACGAGGAGAACUCUUGCUUCGCCGGGUUCCAACCUAUUCCACUUGAAAACCAAAUCACUGCACAAAUCAUUCCGAGAAUCGUUCAGAAAGUUGAAGCGAAAAAAAUUGUUGAGUACUGGAAGUGGAGGGCCCUGCACUAGGGGGCCUACGACGGGGAGUAAGGGAACGUUCACCACCCAACAACAGGGUGGUACAGGGAGCGGCCAGUCCCCUCGUCUCUCUGCUGCUGCUGCUGCUGCUGCUGAGAAGAACUUGAGUGGUAGUAGUUCACAAGUACUGCAAGAGUUAUCUGUGGCCUCAUCAUCUAGACUUGAUUCUCCACCGUCAUCUUCAUCGAAAUUCGCUACUACUACUACUGCUGCUGCUGCUGUCGCCACCAGUCAGACGCCCCCUCCGCACUACCACCAACAACAACCUCACUCGUCCGCAAGCAUGACACUGCCCGUCAAACAGUCAACCACAGCAGCAGCAGCAGCCAGCACAGCAACCACGUCAUCAACGAUGACAGCUGCAGUGGCAAAACGAACAAACAGACGAAGGAAUUCAGACACGCAGUCCAACCCGGAACUCAUCGAAUGUAGCAGCAGCAGUAACAACAACAACAACAACCUCAGCAGCGAAACAAACAACAACAACAACUCAAACGACAAUUACGAUUAUUACGACGACGACGAUGACGAAGGGGGCGCUAAACGAAUGACGUCACGAAAAUCUACGCCUUCUAGAUCGGCCACCGUGCCUUCCACUCAGAAGUUAGUCAGACCCAAGAGGGUGUCCCACAAUUUUAGGAAAUCUAAUAUUAGCAAGAGCGGGGGGGCCAGUGGGGGUGGUGCAUUUGUGAUGGAGGAACCCAAGCUGACUGAAGUGAAAUGUCUGACCUUUGCUGAGACUUACCUCGUGUCUGGAGCCGGCAAAAGUUUAACGCUGUGGGCGGGUACAAGCGCCGGAACUAUUUAUAUCCACCAAUUGCAAGUCAGUAGAGAUGAGAAGAAGAAAGAGAGUCAAGUCUCUUGCUGUUUGGCCAAGGAAAUAACGUUCAAGCAUCGAUCUCCAGUCAUGCAAAUCAGCGUCCUCGAUAAAACCAUGAGACCCGUAUCAAGAUGUGAUUAUGACUACGAGGUGGAGGUAGAUGGCGCUACCGCCGCUGCUUCUGCUGCUUGUAGUGGUGGUGCUGGGCAUUCUGUGGUUGUGGCUACUCAGGAACAGUUUAAGUUGUUUUUGUUGCCAUCGUUGAAGCCAGCCUGCAAGUACAACCUGACGUCUGCUGGCGACCACCAGUACAACUAUGCCGCUAAUGUGGCCAGUUUCAUCAGCAGGAGUGACGAGAACUACAUGGAGCACAACCUCGUCUGCCUGACGACAACCAACCAGCUGCUCAUGUUCAACCUACCACAUCUCAAGAUACAACUGAAAGUUAACAACGUGACCACCGAUGCCAGCAUGCCGCAGUGUAACAUCAUCACGAACAACGGUGAAGUAGGCACGUUCUCGUCGACCUCUGAACUCCAGUGGAUCAGUCUGUCAACUCGUUUCCCGCUGUAUACACGCUCAAUAAUUCAACUGCGCACUAAUUAUACUCGACCUACUUUGAAUUUCGCUGCUAUACAUCAUCAGCAACAGCAGCAGUACAAACAGUUCAAGACCAUUCUUACUAAUGUUAAUGACGGUAGCGCAGCUGCUUCGGCUGCUACUGCUGCCACUACAGCAGCUGCAAAGACCGGAAGCCACGUCGUAGAAGACGGGUGUGGCGUGGGAGGCAGUCAGAGACCUCACGAUCUGGUUGCUGGUCACGUGCUUGCCAGCAACCAAGAUGGCGCUGCUGCUGCUUCUGCUGCUGGCUGGUCAGAUGAUGAUGAUGGAAGAGAUAGUUGCAACGAGAAGACAAGACAUGCAAAUGUUGAGUUGAGGAUCGAGGGAUUGACGACGCCAUCCAACAACAACAACACACAAUCUUCAUCAUCCAACAACCUGCAAAACGUCACAGCAGCAACAACAACAACAACUUUCCAGAACAACUCAUCCUCAUUUAGCAGCCCGCCCACCAUUACUUCGUCAUCGCUGACGUCAUCAUCUCCUCAGUCACGUCACGUGACUUCCAAUAGAACGGUCAUAACGAGGUCGACCGUGGUUCAAGAAGUCAACGGACAAGUCAUGAGUCACGUGGCUACUGACGUUGAGAGGAUGAGUAUGAAUGAAUGAAUGAAUGAAUGAAUGAAUGAAUGAAUGAAUGGGUAGAUGAAUAAUUGAGCCAUAAGUAUUCUUGAUAAGUUUG